UGGUUGGAUAGCGAUGCUGCUAACCCUCUUGUCCUUGGGAGUUGUGCUGGGGUCCUUCGUGCUUGGGACUCUUUGCGGCGCCUCCUCCCACUCCCUGAAGUAUUUCUACACCUCCAUCUCGGACCCCAGUCAGGGGCAGCAGCCUUACUUUGUCACUCUGGGAUACGUGGAUGAUCAGGUCUUCGUUCACUACGACAGCCACAGCCAGAGGCUACAGCCUCGAGCCUCCUGGGUGGAGAAGUUGGGGAAGGAGGAUCCCCAAUACUGGGAGACAGAGACACAGAAAUCACGUGGCCAUGAGGAGAUGUCCAGAGGACACUUGGAGAACCUGAGGAGUCUCUACAAUCAGAGCGAAGGCCUUCACACAUGGCAGCUGAUUUGUGGCUGUGAGCUCCAGAGAGACAAGAGAAAAAGAGGGUUUAUCCAGUAUGGCUAUGAAGGGAGGACCUUCAUCACCUUCGACAAGGAGACCCUCACCUGGGUGGCUCCUGACCCUCAGGCCCAGAUCACCAAGAGGAAAUGGGAUGCUAUUCCAGGAUGGAAUCAAGGAAAGAAGUCCAACCUGGAGGAAACCUGCAUUGAGUGGCUGGAGAAGCACCUGUCCUAUGGGAAUGAGACACUGCUGAGGACAGAGACCCCAAAGGUGACAAUGAGCAGCCGGACGGAGGUGGAGGAUGGGAUGGAGACACACGUCUGCCGCAUGGAUGGCUUCUACCCCAGGGACAUUGAUGCCUCCUGGAGAAGGGAUGGGGAAGAAUGGCUGGAAGAGACCUUCCAUGGGUCUGUGGCCCCCAACGCGGAUGGGACCUACCACUAUUGGCUCAGCGUCCGGAUCGACCCCAAAGAGAGGAGCCGCUAUCGGUGCCACGUGGAGCACGACGGCCUGCAGGAGCCUCUGGACUUGGAGCUGAAGGAACCAACCAAUUCAAAAUCCAACCUGGGGCUCAUCAUUGGCUGCGUUGUGGCUGCCCUUGUCCUGGCGUGUGCGAUUGCUGCGAUCCGGGUAUUCUUAAAGAGACGUCAAGAUGACUACAAAGCAGCACCAACAAGUGACAAAGGAUCCAGACCAGGAUACAGUGUCUGUCUUAUCCUAGAAGCUGCUAGGGUCCCAAUGUGGACUAAGAGGCUUCAGCUGGAACCUGGCAAGACUGAUUGUGGCUUUGGGUCUUGGGACCUCCAGUUCAAGGACAAGGCCAUUCUUGGAUGA
Molecule: messenger RNA, 1207 nt
Organism: Thamnophis elegans (Western terrestrial garter snake)
Lineage: Eukaryota; Metazoa; Chordata; Lepidosauria; Squamata; Natricidae
Product: major histocompatibility complex class I-related gene protein-like
Exons: 8
Coding region: 14-1207 (397 amino acids)
Biological process (GO): immune response
Cellular component (GO): external side of plasma membrane
Source: RefSeq, a predicted model, not a curated record